UUCUGCCAUGGUAGAAGAGAAUUCUGCUAUCCCUUCUCUCUUCCAUUUGCUCGACCCCAUGUCACUGAUCCUUUCUCACAACUCCUUAGACUCUCACCAACCUGUCCCUCUGAAGCUCACCACAGAUAGCUACAUCAUGGAGAGAGGACCAAGAUACAGAGCAUAUGCAGAGCUACGAGAAUCAAAGCUGAGAAUGAAGACCUUAAUGCAACAAGAACGGGACGAUAGUGAAUUCAAACAAACCCCAGCAAAGAAACAAGUGAAAUUUCAAGCCAAUUUGACUAGUUCAAGAAAAGAGUCCACUAUUUUGGCUCAAUCAGUGCCUGAUUUCUCCUGUGAGUUUAGAAAAGAGAAUAGAAAACCGCCGCCAGAGUUGACACCUCCGUCGAAGAAAUGGUCCAAGGCAAAUCGGAUUUUGUCGAAUUUCAGAGGAAGUAAGUCGAGUGGUGGAGAGAAAAGGAAUGGAAAUGGCGGACUAAUGGCGAGGAAGAGCUAUGCAAGUGUCGAAGAAUUGAAAGGAUUAUCAGUGGCUGCAGCAGCUACUGCAAUAAGUAGCGAAAACAGGGGAGGAAGAGCUAGCAGAGGAACUGGCAAGACUGUGUUGGGUUACAGGUCAUUUUGAUUUGGAAUCCAUGGUAAUUCGCGAGAGAUGGGGUCAAAUUAUAAUUAUUUUUAUUUUUUAAAUCUUUCUUUUGGAUUCUUUAAUUGGUUUUGUUGUUAUGAGAGGUUUUCUUUGUCACAGCUACGAUUCUUUAGUAACUGUCUGGUGGAUUGUAAAGCUAUGGAUGUAAUCAUAUUUAACAUAUGAUUAUUUAUGGGUAAUUUAUGAUUAACUUUUUUGCGAU
Molecule: messenger RNA, 845 nt
Organism: Manihot esculenta (cassava)
Lineage: Eukaryota; Viridiplantae; Streptophyta; Magnoliopsida; Malpighiales; Euphorbiaceae
Exons: 1
Coding region: 8-622 (204 amino acids)
Source: RefSeq, a predicted model, not a curated record